UCACCAAUACAAUCACAGCUUUGUAUGUAUUUAUGAUGGAACAAUCUUCGCACCCUCGUUUACAACACGUACAUAGUUCGCACUGUGCUUGUUGUGCACUAGCUCCGAUUGAACUCGAUACCAAUAGCGAGACGAAUCAGAGAAAUUAUUUUUCUCAUCAUAUUUUCAUCGAGUCCUGAAAAUAAAAUAUUUUUAAAUAUGUUUUGAUCAAUUCAAAACGCAACAAAAGUGUAUAUUGUCUGGGCAACAAAACAAAUUUGAAUAUCCUGAUGCACACAUUGUGUAUGCAGACAAAUUUGCGCCUGAAUGUGUGUUUUCAGUAGCGAAGACCCCCAAAUAAUAAUGGUGGAUGUUUUUCCAGUUGAAAAGUGAAAAAACUAAAGAUUUGAAACAAAUUAGAAAAAUCGAAAAAGAUAGAUUAGAGCUAAAUUAAAUUAGUGAAGUGAUGAAUUUAAAUGGGGUCGCAGCUUUUGGAUUUGUGCAGUUUUAGUUGGAACAACAGGAGAACUGAAAAGUUUCUGAUUUUCAAGUUUUGUAAAAUCCAUUUUUAUGCGCAAUAGAUUUGGGAAAAAAGCAGUUUUUUCCAUCAAUUCGGGAAAUAAAGUGUUUUGAAUUUCGCUAUUGAUUGUGCACAUAUAUUAAUUAAUUUAACUUUUAAAACUUAAAAUAUUGAAGAAAAAAAUCAACGUUUGCGAGAGAAUUAAAUGGCAAUUUGGAUUGCUGUGUGCCUAAAUCGUAAUUUUUUUUUACAUAUAUACUCUCACGAGAUUUGUACGACUCACCAUUCGAUAUAAAAUUUAAAAAAGUAGAUUUAAAAAUCAUUUGUAACAGGAAAAUGGGUACUGUAUUAAGCUUUAGUCCUCGCGAACGGCGACCUGUUUAUUCGACAUACCACAAUCAUGGCACACUUAGUUCAGCUGGUUCGGCCGACUAUCCCCCGUUGAAUAACUACUCAUACGAGCAGCUAAACAAUGUAAAAAAUCGGGAAAACAGCAAAUCGUCACUGUGUCAAGUGCCUAACAACAGUGGGAACAUAAUGUUGAGUCAAACUCAAAACAACCAUCAUUCUCACCUUCAUACACACACCAUUCAUAAUGGAAAUAGCUCGAACCUAGCUCCCAGGGCAGGAAAUAAUAACAACAACAACAGUAAUCUCACCAGUAACGUCACGAAUAACAACAUAACUAACAAUAAUAGCAUUAACAAUAAUAACAAUAAUGCCGAUCGAAAUGACACGGCUCGAAUCCUAUCCGAGAAGAAUGCACUAGAGAAAAAUCUGAAAAAGCAUUCGUUGUUCAUCAAUGCUUUGUCUUGGAAGCGAUUGGCUGCCUCGCACAGUAAAAAGAAAUUGGACAACAAUAAAAAUAAAUCCGCUAAUUUACCCACAGCCAUAUUUCGACCACCACUGGUCGAUGCUGUUCACCCAUUGGCCAUCGAUAAAAACAAAAACAUUCAACAACAAAAUCAUCAUCAAUAUUUUACACCAGGCGCGCCAAAUACAAAAGCCUUAUUGGCACUAGAUCUCGUUCGAGCUAACAAUACAAAUAAUGCUCAACAACAUUUGGAAAAACUAACAACCAAACUACCACUGUCAAUUCCACUGCAAACAGCAUUCACACAUUCACAACAACAACAUCAGACAUUGCUUCAACAAGCACAGCAACAAACUCAUGUGCCCAGAAAAACAGUUAUUCAGGCUUCAACUUCUGAGCUAUUAAAAUGUCUGGGCAUGUUUUUGCAUGAUCGUUGCCGAAAAUUGAGAGAUUUUCAAGCAGGUGAUGCAGUUAUGUGGCUACGAGCAGUUGAUCGUAGCCUUUUAUUGCAAGGAUGGCAGGAUGUGGCAUUCAUUAAUCCAGCAAAUGUUGUGUUCGUUUACAUGUUGGUUCGAGAAUUGGUCGACGGUGAAGAAACCAAAGAGUCUGAAUUACAAGCAUCCGUUUUAACAUGUUUGUAUUUGUCAUAUUCAUACAUGGGCAAUGAAAUCAGUUAUCCACUAAAACCAUUUUUGGUUGAAGAUUCAAAGGAUAAAUUUUGGGACAGAUGUCUUUUGAUUGUGAAUCGUCUUAGUGGUAACAUGUUACGAAUCAAUGCGGAACCAGGAUUUUUCACAGAAAUAUUUACCGAGCUUAAGGCAUGUGGCGUACUGAACCAAGCUAAUCAAAAUAAUUUGAACAAUAUAUCGAAUGGCAUCAACUGUGGACCCGCUUGACGUAAUUACAACAACAGCAAUGGCAGUGGCAGACAUCCAAGAGAAGUAGUUGUUCGAUUAUCUAUUGCCGGUCAACAACAAAAAUAUCAACAUCAAACGACGUUACAGGAAAUCACCAGCAUUGUCUAAAUUUAUUGCGUUCUGAUAGAAACGAACAGACACAUAAUGGUUAUAGUACUAAGGCACCUAAAAAACUAAAAGCAUUUCAGUGUUUGAACAUUUGAUUUGUAAAAUUUAUAACACAAUUUAAAGGAACAUUGAAAAAAUGGAGAAAUAAAAAUUAAAAUAAGGAGAAAACAUGAAAAAAUAUUAUAACAUAUGAAGAUAGUGUUCAAAAACUUUGAUGACAACAAAACAAUGCUACGGAUUCCUUUGACGAAAUACUUAAAUGUCUUGAAAAAUAUAUAUAAAGACAUUUAUUAUGUAAAAGGAAUUUUAGCAAUUUAUCUUUCGAAUUAUGCAUACAUGCAUUUGUGCAUACAUGCACGAAUGUCGGUUCAUUAAUCUGUUUUUUUUGUCAAACGUUGAAUCAAAUUCAUUGAAGAUGAAUUCUACUAAUUUUCUUAAAAUUAUACUUCUGAAUUCAUUCAAUUUUUCUAUAGAUCCGGAAACUAAACGAAAUUUGAAAUAUAUUCGAAAACAGUAUAUACUGUUAAAUCUGUCUUCCAAUCAGGACAUUAAAUUUUUCUGAAUGAAUCUUAAGUUUUAGCAGCUUUUUCAUUGAAAAAACGUUCCGCAUACACAUCACAAUAGACGCGUACUGUCGAAAUGAAUAAUGGCCAAAUUUUUAAUAAUAUUUUGGCGCCAAAAGUUUUCACUGAAAAUCUCUUCUCCUUUACCUCUUCGAAACAAAAAUCACCAUUUCUGGCUUAAAAGAGCAAAUGCUUCACAAAAUUAAUUUGCCAAGAAAAUUAUAUCAUUAUGUCCAUGUUAUAUUCACAAGUUUGCAAAACUUAUAACUUUUAAGUUUAGUAGUUAAAGUGUAUCUCAAUGUGUAACCACAUUGUAUCCAUCCAUCAAACCAGAAAUAUUUUAUUUAUUUAUUUGAAUUAUUAUUAAAGUCUUUUUGAAAAGCAUAUAUUAUUAACUAGUUAACUGUAAAUUAUUUGAAGUUUACCAAUUAUUUGCAUUAAGUUUUCAAACAAAAAAUAUCAGUACACUACAUGAGAAAUAUUCUUAGUUGCCAUGAAAAUUAGAAAAUUUCUUUCGCAUUCUUUGUUCAUGUUAAUACACUGAUAAUAAAAUCUCUGCACUUCAGUGGAAUAUCUAGUAACUCGCAAGAACAAUGAAGUGGAUGUGUGUAAAUAAAAUAACAUAUUCAUUUGUCAAAGCACGCGUUAAACAAACACGCUUGAAACACAAUAUAAAUUGAUGUGCAAUACAACUGUAAAAUAGUAAAAUACAGCUAAAUAGUUGGCUGGGCUCAUGUGCAAUAAUUGACUUCUUAAUUUAUUUCGUUUUGCUAUCAUCUCCACUAAUUUGCAAGUACUUAAAAGUAUUAAGAUUCAUUAUUUAACCCUCCUUCAGCGAUGCCAUCAAUUAAUUUCCCAGAGAACAUUUUUCAACGCGAAAUCAUCCAUCAUCAAGCACAAGUUUACGGUUAAUUGUGUGGCUGGAUUUGAGUGUAGUUUAAAUUCAAAGUCGAAGAGACAAAAAUCGGUUUGAAUGUGUAUUAGUAUGAAUCAACAUCACUAUACUAUUCAACUCAAAAUCGAUACUCACCUACGUCAUCAAUUAUAUCCACCUCAUAUAGUCACAAACUAUAUUAUUCGUACAGCGGCAUAACAUGGUUAUUAUGGUUUUCGUUUUAUAUUAUCGAUUUAGAUUUUGAGGCUGCUGUUGCUGCUUGUCAGUUUCCAUUGUUCGAAUUGAUCGCAUUGGGUGGAUUCUCUGCGGCUCUUUUCAAUGAAUCAGGCAAUGGUAUGCCAAACAAGAAGUAGAAAACGAGGAUCACUUACGUUGUAUAUUGACAAUGUUUUUGAACGCGGCUCGAUUUAAGAAGCGCCAUCUCUGUCACGCCAGGUUCUCAUAUAUUUUUUUCUUGCAAAUAAAAUAGCAAAAUUGUAUAAAUUGAAUAAGUUUUGCAAUAAUAAUAACGAAAAUAAUUAAUCAACCACUAUGAGUCCCUGUAUAUUAAUAUAGGCGGGAAAAAAGUCGCAGAAUAAUGCGUCAUCUGUUGACGUGGUUAUCAAUGUAUGUAAUUACAAAGACAGAAUUGUUGGAUUCUGUCUUGACUAAAUUUUGAUAUCGGUUGUUUUCAACCACAAUUCGCACACAUUACCAGAUGGCGUUUUUACAACAUGAAAUCUCUCAGUCAUGAUGGUUGUAAUUAAUAGAAUUUAUAAUAAAUAAUUAAAAAAAAAACACACACACAAAUAUUUCAUAUUAUAUGAUAUGUAGCUUUACCUUGUAGACCAUGUAGAGAUGGUUACGUGUAGAAAAUAUGUAUUUGUCAAACAUUCAUACCUGUCAAAAGAAACAACGUAAACAACACGAAUUGAAGCUAUUCUGGUGAAUCAUAUAAUAUAAAAUAUUUG
Messenger RNA from Contarinia nasturtii (swede midge), 4746 nucleotides. RefSeq names its product cyclin-dependent kinase 5 activator 1 (gene Cdk5alpha). The transcript has 5 exons. The record is from RefSeq and is a predicted model, not a curated record. Gene Ontology annotation, biological process: activation of protein kinase activity; positive regulation of cyclin-dependent protein serine/threonine kinase activity. Gene Ontology annotation, cellular component: cytoplasm; protein kinase 5 complex. Lineage: Eukaryota; Metazoa; Arthropoda; Insecta; Diptera; Cecidomyiidae. The coding region runs from base 836 to 2209 and encodes 457 amino acids. Gene Ontology annotation, molecular function: protein kinase binding; cyclin-dependent protein serine/threonine kinase activator activity.